Harmonia axyridis is the source of this 4721-nucleotide messenger RNA. RefSeq names its product GPI inositol-deacylase. Gene Ontology annotation, biological process: endoplasmic reticulum to Golgi vesicle-mediated transport; GPI anchor metabolic process. Bases 81 to 3134 code for a protein of 1017 amino acids. Lineage: Eukaryota; Metazoa; Arthropoda; Insecta; Coleoptera; Coccinellidae. The record is from RefSeq and is a predicted model, not a curated record. Gene Ontology annotation, molecular function: phosphatidylinositol deacylase activity. The transcript has 16 exons. Gene Ontology annotation, cellular component: endoplasmic reticulum.
ACAUAUAUUGAUUGACAAGUUAUUUGAGAGAUGCGGAAAUGACGGUGGGCCGGUGAAGAAACGAAUAUUUAGUAAUAGUGAUGGUUGCAUCAAUAAAUGGUUAUAUUAUUUUAUGUUUGAUUUUGUCAACUGCUUAUUUUAUUGGUUUACUUUCCUUCUUCGCCGAUAAUGAAAAGGACAAAUGUGACAUGACAUAUAUGUUCGAACUUCCACAAUAUGUGAGAAUUUCGAACAAUUACGACAAGAAAUUUCCCAAGUAUGGUUUAUAUUAUUAUGACGAGGGCCCACCACAUGCAAGUACCCCAAAAUUUUGGGGUAUACCAGUACUUUUCAUUCCAGGAAAUGCAGGAUCACAUAAACAAGUUAGAUCUUUAGCAAGUGUAGCCCUACGGAAAUAUGUGAACAAAAGGUUACCAUAUCAUUUUGACUACUUUACAAUUGACAUGAAUGAAGAACUAUCUGGACUGAGUGGUGUAUUUCUAAAUGAUCAAUUAGCAUAUGCAAACCACUCUUUACAUUUCAUAUUAAAACUGUACAAAAAUCAAAGAUAUCUACCAAAAUCUGUAGUUCUUAUUGGACACUCAAUGGGAGGAGUGAUAGCUAGAAAACUUGCUCAAAUGCCAUUUAGUCCUAUUGAGAUUGUGAUAACCCUAGCAUCUCCUCAUAAAAGAUCACCUUUAAUUCUAGAUGAACAUAUAAGUUCUUUCUAUGAACAUGUUGCUGAGCCCAUCAGACCUGAUAUCACUUUUGUCAAUUUAGCUGGGGGCUUUAGUGAUUUGCUGGUUCCCACUACAUUAACAGAUUCCAAAGAUAACGCCAGUCUAUAUGCUGUUACAACACAUAUUCCAUUAUCUUGGGCACCAGCAGAUCAUAAGCAAAUCUUAUGGUGUAAGCAGACUGUGCUUUCCCUUACAAGGAGUCUUUUUGAUAGUGUAGAUCCAAAAAAGAGACAGAUAUCCGAGUGUAGUGAAUAUCGAAAGAGAAUAUUUGAACAUCAUCUUCUCCAACAUAGUGGGACCAAAGCUAGAUUGAGAGAAAGAUAUUCUAAUAGAGUUGAUCUCGAAGCUGAUGCUGAGUGGAUUGAACAACUGCCGAGACAAUAUAGUGUGAGAUUAUUGAGGGGGUCUAAAAAGUUGAAGUGGUAUAUGAUCAGGAUAGUUGAUGAUCCAAGACAUGAAAUGUUGACUUUGGUUGGUUUGAAUUUGGAGACAGUUGACUGGGUAUAUGCUUGUAGAGCAAAUAUUCCAAAGAAAACAUAUAAAAUAUGUGAUAAUGGUAUACAUUUAACCUAUCUAUCAACUAUAGACCCAUCUGCAAGAUAUAAAAGGAGAUCACUAACUAUCAAUUUACAUGAUAUCAGAAAAAAUUAUUCAGAUGAACUUACACAUAUCGUUUUCAAAGUUGCCCCUACUCAAGAACCUGUGGUAUUUCAUGUGGACGUCCACAAUUCUAAGGAUAGAAGGAUCGUGUUCGAUCUUCCCAAUUGGUUUGAUUUUUGGAGAAAAAGUGUGAUUAAAGAAACUACCGAAAAUGCUAUACGAUAUGAAAUUCUCUUGCCUGACUUUAAUCAUGUGAUACAAUCGUUUUAUUUUUAUCUAAAACCAAUUAAGUGCUCAAAAGAAGCUCACCAUGCUACUGCUACCCUUAUAGUUCCCGGGCGGAAUGAAAACAAUCAUAAGCAUUUCACGGAUGUGAUCAAAGAUCCUUUUCAUCUUCGACUCCAUAAUUCAAUACAUAAUUCUACUGGUAAAGCACCAUUUUUGAGGUUGACUCUUGACCCUACCUGUAGAUAUGAAGUCAGUAUUCAAAGAUCUUUGAUAGGUACUCUGAAUCAACUGGCUCGUUUCUACUCUCCACUUCUUAUUGUCAACAUAGCAACUGCUAUUCUACUUAUUCUGAGGACUCAAUUGCAGGGUCUGGCUAAAAAAAAAGGCUGUACUUCAUUUUUUGAAGCUUUGAAGACUGGAACUAAGCCAUAUUAUAUACUGGGAGUAGCUAGAGUUGGUGCUUUUGCUGUACAUUCAUCUGCAAUAUCUAAAAUUUUUCCAUGGAAUAGAGGUUACGAUUUUAGAGAAGAGGGUACAGAUUUUUUUCUCUUACCGUACAGUAUGUACUUAAUUAGUAUUGGAAUAAUAUGGUUGUUUGCCUCUGUUAUUACUGUUUGGAUAACAUUUUGCGAGUCAACAAUUCAUAAAAUCUUCCUCAAAUUUUUGACGAAAACUGUGCCAUUCACCAUUAUUUGGUCUGAAUACAUGAUAUCAGCUCUUCAAAAAAUACCUUACUUGGUCUCCAUGGGUUUAAUUUAUAUUAGUUUCACAACUUGUGGGGGCUUAGCUUUAGCUCUGGGUACAAUCUUUUAUUUUCUGAAGUUGACACAAAUGUCUCAAGAUUUUAUCGAGGAGACUGUUUUUUCACUCAUAAAAAGCUUCAUUCUCAAGUAUAGGAUUAAAGGGAAACCUAAAUCGAAAGAAAGAAGUAAAGGAGAGGAAACAGAAGAGAAACCGAGUGCAAGUGGGGAUCAUUGCUCAAAUAGAGAUGUUAUAGUUGUGGAGGAAAAAGCUUCUGAAUCACAGGAAAAUAAUAGAAAACAAUCUAGUGCAGUUAUUAGUGAAGAAGCAGAACCAGGACAAAUAAAUGAACAAAAUCAAAAGACUGAAACUAUUGGUAAUAUAGAAGAUAAUAAGUCAAAUACAAAUGGACUGAAAUUCUCACCCCCAAGUACAAUAUCUUUCCAUGGCGUUAUGUUCUUGAUUUGGGUGUUGACUACCAUUAUAAACAUCCCUUCAAUUCUCACAUGGGCCAGAAACUAUGAAUUCAAUUCUUCACUUGACCCUGAUCCUUCAUUUGUACCAGGUUUUUUGUUGAGUUUAUGUACAUUAGCUUUGUGGCAGUUUGAGAUGCCCAAUACCAAAAAAAUUGGGUAUAAACAAAUUAGCUUUCUCAUCAAUAAUCUUGCUCUAAUUGGGUUGAUUUAUGCACCAAUUUAUAUUUAUAGACUCAAUUACUUUUUGUCUGCUGCUGUUAUAAUUGUAGUUGCUCACCAAAUAUUUGCUCCUGACUCGUCUGAUGAAGUAAGAGAAAGUGGAGAUGAGGACCAUACUAAAUAUGAUCAAAUCAAAACAAAACUAGAAUAAAUACAUAUUAUCUCUCAGAGUAAAGAUCUCAUGAUAAUCAUCGAUUCAAUAGUUUUAUGUAGUUUAGUAAUUAGUUGAAGUACUCCAUUGUUUUACCUAUGUUCGAUAUAGGUAUUUGUGAUAUUCAUCAGAAAGUUGUAAAGUAUUCUGAUAGUAUCAGCUUCUUUCAUCAUUUUAUUUUAUGAUAUUCAAAGAUUAUUUGCUUUUUUAUUUUGUUACUUUAUAUUUUACAAAUUUUAUAUAAUAUAGGUACACAUAAUCUUUAACCCCUUAUUACACUAGGUCUUUUUGGUAUAUAUUUUGACGCUUAUUUCGUAGAGCUGAAAACCUUGAAUUUAUUUUUGAGGUUAUGUUUGACAAGUUCACAGUUAACAUAUUAUUCUACUGAAAUUGUAGUCAUCUCAUCUAUCCUUUAUCAUGUGCUAGUCUCUCGCCAUCUACACAUCGAACAAGUCAAAUCACAUUUUUCCAAAACAAUCACAAACUAAUUCCAACAACUAACACUAAACAAAUACUUUUUUUAUUUCAUUCUUCAAACUCUAUCAUAAUUUUGAGUAAUACUCGGAUUGGGAGCGUCAAAAUGGGACCCGAGGCAAAGUAGACAUCUUGGCAUAACAACCAUUUUGAAACUCCUGAAGUUGUAGUAACCACAUUCUAAUUCACAGAACCUUUUAUGCGGUCAAUGAUCGUUUCGACAACAAUAUUGUCAUCUUCAGAAAGAAGAAGUUAUUUAUUUUUCAAAUCAUUUUCUUCAUUAAAACAAUUAUAAAAGCAACAAAAUAUGAAGUGAUACAUGUAACUAUAAUGUACAUUGUCCAUUCUAAUUUGAAUUAUCUCAUGUUCAACAGAUGAAAAUUGUGUUGUUCAACCUGCAUUUUAACACUUCUAGGUUAAAACGUUGGUUGAAUUUCUUGCUCGAUUCAAGCGUCAAAAUUAAGUCUGAAGGCAAGGGCAUUUCAAGAAUGGACCGUCAGGCUCAGAAAUAUACAGAAAAAAAAACUAGUGUAUUUCUGGGUUUAGAACAUAAGUUAUAUAGGUUAGAUUCAUGUUGCAUAAAAAUAAAAAAGCUUAGUAUCGAGUUUUGAUCAAUGAUGGGAUUGUUUUUAAUUGAUUUUCAGAGAUAUAUCUUUUGAAAAUUGUUAUUGAUUGAUUCUUGAUUUUUAGCUCAAAGUGAAACUUGAAGUUCCUUUAAUUUUUAUUGCCAAUAGUAUUACCUCUGUAGUAACUUUGGUGUCUCUCUCUAUCUUCUUCUGAAGUUUGAAUUUCAAGAGUUGUGAUUUAAAUAUUAUACAUUGAUGCCAUACAAAGAUAAAUAAUAACGAGUCUAUAGUUAUACUCAUUAGUUUGAGACACGUUAAAGUUAUAGUUUUGAAACUAUGUAUUAUACUUCAUUAGUGAUAUACGUGUUGAAUAAUACCUUGAAAGUUUAUAAACUGUUCAUACGUGUCACAAACAAACACAAUGUUUUGAAAUCAAGCUCAGUACUUCAUUCAGACACCUUGUAUCCUGACUGUUACCUUUAUGUGAUAAAAAUUGUAUCCCAGUUGAUGUGCACAGUUGUACAAAUAAAAAUCGGACAGAUAAUAU